This is a messenger RNA of Schizosaccharomyces osmophilus, 1104 nucleotides long. RefSeq names its product galactose-1-phosphate uridylyltransferase Gal7 (gene gal7). Gene Ontology annotation, cellular component: cytoplasm. The record is from RefSeq and is a predicted model, not a curated record. Gene Ontology annotation, biological process: beta-D-galactose catabolic process via UDP-galactose, Leloir pathway. NCBI's taxonomy places the organism in Eukaryota, Fungi, Ascomycota, Schizosaccharomycetes, Schizosaccharomycetales, Schizosaccharomycetaceae. The transcript has a single exon. Bases 1 to 1104 code for a protein of 367 amino acids. Gene Ontology annotation, molecular function: UDP-glucose:hexose-1-phosphate uridylyltransferase activity; zinc ion binding.
AUGAAGUUUGACUUUACAGACCAUUCGCAUCGCCGAUACAACCCUUUGAAUGAUACGUGGGUGCUGUGUUCUCCUCAUCGUGCAAAACGACCCUGGCAAGGCGAACAAGAAGAUUUAAGGAAAAACGAGCUACAAAGCUAUGAUCCCAAGUGUUAUUUAUGCCCAGGGAAUGAUCGAGCAAUGGGAGCCAAAAAUCCCGAUUAUACAACAACCUACGUCUUUCGCAACGACUAUCCAGCUGUCAAAAUGGAUCAACCCGAUUAUGUGGAAGAAGAAUCCCAUAUGGAAGAAAAGAAAGUCUCCUUGAAGUCCCGGUUGUUAAAAACUAAAGGUGUCAAGGGCGAUUGCUUUGUCAUUUGCUUUAGCCCCAAUCAUAGUUUAACGCUUCCUCGCAUGGAAAUAAAUUCUAUUAUUUAUGUUUUGGAAACUUGGAAGCAGCUUUGCUUUCAGUUGAAAACAGUGCCUUCUCAAGACGUGCACUAUAAAUACAUUGAGUUUUUUGAAAACAAAGGGUCCGCUAUGGGCUGCUCAAAUCCUCAUCCACAUGGCCAGGCCUGGGGUUUGGAUUCUAUUCCGACAAAUGUUAGCGAAGAAAUAAAAAAUAUGACAAAGUAUAUAGAGUCCUACGGUACGCACUUGCUUGGCGACUAUGUCAAACUCGAAAUGGAAGAAAGACAAAGAAUUGUCCUUGAAAAUGAUUCUUUCAUUGCACUAGUCCCUUAUUGGGCUUUAUGGCCUUUUGAAACUUUGUUAAUUUCAAAAGAACAUUUGCAUUCGUUGAUGGAUUUUAAAGAAAAGCAUGUUCAAGAUUUGGCUAUUAUCAUGAAACAAUUAACUACAAAGUACGAUAAUUUGUUUUGUACAAGCUUUCCCUAUUCAAUGGGAGUUCAUCAAGCUCCUCUUUACGGCUCCCAAGAUGAGUGCAACAACUCUUGGUUUCAUAUGCACUUUUACCCUCCGUUGCUGAGAUCUGCUUCAGUAAAAAAGUUUUGUGUCGGCUUUGAAAUGUUAGGCGAAGCCCAAAGAGACCUGACUAGUGAACAAGCCGCUGCACGUUUGCAGGCACUCGAUUGUGAAAAGCAUUACCUUGAUACCCUGGGCUAA